Molecule: messenger RNA, 8253 nt
Organism: Acanthosepion pharaonis
Lineage: Eukaryota; Metazoa; Mollusca; Cephalopoda; Sepiida; Sepiidae
Source: the annotation of a GenBank genome assembly
AUGUCAGGUCGACCGCCUAAUGAAAGUAUUGGUUCGGCCGACAAGGAUUUUCAUACCUGGGCCAGCCGUGUUGCUACUGCAAUAUCCUCUGAUUACAGGGGCCCUGCUGGCUCACCACACAGUGCUGGAGCUUCUUAUAAACGCUCUCGGACAUCUAGUCCUUCUAUGUCUCGCUCUUCUUAUUCUUACCAUCAAGAACCCAACACUCGCUAUGGAAUUCCUCCUGCAUCAGGAUACGCUAUUUACCGGGAUCCUUAUCCGCCAAGCCACCAUCAAGAUUACCGAGGAGAACCUGAGUAUAUGCAGGUUAAAAGGCGGCCUACGCUGCUGCCUGAUUUUCAUGCAGCUGAAAAAGAAAGAAAUUCUGAAAUGUAUGAUGCAAACCAAGAUAGUGGUCAAAUAAUACAUUACCAAACAAUUGAACCUACCCACAUAUCUAAAAGACCCCGGUUAGGGGACUAUCGCCCAGACUUAGCCCAGCCUCUUAAAAUAGAUACAUCAGGUGAAGGAGAAGUUAAAAAGGAGCCAGCUUACAAUCCCCAAGUUGAAGCUAUAUCUCCAACAUUACCUACUGAUGAAAGUUCUAACCGUGCUUCUAAAGAAUAUCUUCUCCAAGCCAUCAGUCGAGUUGACCGGGAGAUUCAGAAAGUGGAGCAGGAUAUGUUGAAAUUAAAAAAGAGUCGAUUACAAAUUGAAGAAGUAGCUGCUAAACCACCUGAAGAAAAACCAGCCUCUCCUGAAUUAAUAACAACAGAUACAAAACAUCAAAGUAUUGCUCAACUCAUAUAUUCUGACAAUAGGCGGAAGGCAGAUGAGGCUCAUAAUGCUCUUGCCAAGCUUGGACCAAAAAUUGAUAUGCCUUUGUAUAAUCAGCCAUCAGAUACAACUAUGUAUCAUGGGAACAAACUAAAGUAUCAGAUGUUCAAGAAACGGUUAAUAGUCCACUUCAAAAUGCGCUUUAAAGAACGAAAGCUUCGGGAACGCUAUUUAACAGAACGCUAUGACCAGUUGAUGCAGGCCUGGCUCAAGAAGAUUGAACGUCUGGAGAAUAAUGCAAAGCGAAAAGCAAGAGAUAGCAGAAUGCGGGAGUUCUAUGAGAAGGUAUUUCCAGAAAUUAAAAAGGCACGUGAAGACAAAGAAAGGUUUGCCAGAUUUGGUUUAAUGACUAAUGGAGAUCAUCUGAAAAAGACAUCCAGCAGGCGUAAUAAAAGCUACAUCUGUAGAACUGAACAGAUGACAUUAUCCUGCCAUCAGGUGUCUCAAUCUUGUCUAAUGGAUACAGAGAGAGGGAACAGGUUAAACCAGAGCUGUGGGCAGGUGAAAACCCAACCUGACACUUUACACAGUAGGGUUGGUUCCCGAAGUAGUAUUGGUGGCUAUGCUCGAAGUGAAGCAGAACUGGAGCAAAUUAUGGAUGGACUCCAUGAACAGGAGGAAGAAGACAAGAAAAUGCGCAGCUAUGCUGUCGUGCCACCAAUGAUGUUGGAUGCAAGGGCACGGAGUCUUAAGUUUAUCAAUAACAAUGGUUUGAUUGAAGAUCCUAUGGCAGAGUUUAAAGAAAGGCAGCACUUAAAUAUUUGGACUCAACCAGAAAAAAUGAUAUUCAAAGAAAAAUACCUCCAACAUCCAAAGAAUUUCUGUCUAAUUGCUUCAUUUCUUGAACGGAAGACUGUUGCAGAUUGUAUAUUACAUUAUUAUUUAACAAAAAAAAAUGAAAAUUUCAAGCAGUUAUUACGAAAACAGGGCGUGAAAAAAAGAAGAGCAUUUCCUAAACCACAGCCUUCUGUGAGUAGACCUAUUGAUGUUAAAGAAGAAGUACCUCCUAAAGAUGAACGUGAGGAAAGUACAAGCAGUACAAGCAGUUGUAUAACCACCAAUACAACUACAACCACUUCCACCUCAACUACUAAUUGCUCUACAACAACCACUUCAAGUAGUAGUAGCAGUAAUAGUGUGAAAAAAGAACCUGAUGAAAAAGAAUCAGAAGAAUCUCUGGAAGAUCAAGAGACGAAUGUAAUUUCUAUAGGAACAGACUCAGAAACAGGAGCAGCCCAUCAGUGUGCACUGUGCAUGACUCAAUUGGAAAAUUUCAGCCAAAGUCGUCCAAUUUCUAUAUCCGAUUGUUCCAUGUAUGGUAUAACAGCAUCUGAAGUAAAACCAGACAUGCGUGUUUGUAACUCUUGUCGGGCUCGAUCAGUCAAACAGUCACGUUGUGUUCAAUGUCCUGUGCCUACUUGUAAAACACCAAAGCGAAAGGUGAAACGUCUCAGACCUUUACCUGCAAAGUGGGCAGAAUUGUCGGCUGAAGUUAAAGAACCCAUCAUGAGAGAAAUGCAAAUUUCUGAAGACAUUACUCGAUGCUGUGCAGUCUGUUUCAAUAGAAUAGCUCGUCAGUUAGGCACAAAUCCUCAAACCAACGAGCCAUUAAUCCCUUUAGUUCCAGAGAAUAAUGAUGAAGUGGUUGAAACAUCUAGAUGGACAGAAGAAGAAAUGGAGGUUGCUAAACAAGGUUUACGGGAACAUGGCAGAGACUGGGCAGCUAUUGCAGGCUUAGUUGGAACUAAGACAGAAGCCCAGUGCAAAAAUUUUUAUUUCAACUAUAAGCGGAAGCUCAAGUUGGAACUAAUCUUACAAGAGCAUCAUAAAGAAAAGCAAUCUGGUACUCCACGGACAAGAACAAUAUCGGUGGCAUCCACAGUAACAGUUCAGUCUGAAGAAGAUGAUGUUUCAUCAAGUGGAGAGGAGAAUCCAGAUGAUGACUCUGAUACGGCGAGUGCCCCAAGCCCUCCCCCAAUCAGGCAACAACAAGAUGCUGAUCCAAUGAAUCAAAAAGAGCAAGGUGCAGAAUCCGAAAGCCAAGACAGGGGAUGUAUUGAUAAUGCUGAACACCAGUCAACACUUGGUCCUGACAACAACCUGACCAGUAACAAACCUCUGAGUGACUCCCAAAGUAGCCUCCGUAGCAUUGCUGAUAAUGAUAGCAGUGCUACGAUGAGUGCUGAUGAAAGCUCUCACCAGGAUCCUGGUACCCUACCUAUCUCCACGCCCACAUCGUCCAUCUCACGAACAGAUACACCAACAAUUGUCAGUGAGAGGCCACCAGCUCCAGUGACCUAUAAUGUACCUUCAAUGCAACCAGAGCAAACUCUUUUGAAGGAGCCACGUCCUGCAUCUGAAGGUGUGGAUCUUUCUCACAGUGGCGGCUUUUCUCCUUUUCUCUUGACACCUCAACAGUCACCCCAUCGACCAGCAAGUGCUGUGUCUGAGCCUGGGCGGCCAGUUAGCUCUCCACGACCCCAAUCAGCUGGCCCAGCAUCCAUGGAGAAAAGCUACAUAGGCCUACAUCAUGAUCAUGAACAGCAAACUGUCCUCAGAGAUAGCAGUGGUCCCGGCGGGAGCAGCAGCAGUAGUAGCCUCUCUGGCAACUGUACGCAACAAGACCCCAAGAAACAGAAGCCUGCUUGUGUCAGAGAUCUCAUUCACUCAGCCAUUGAGAGAAACUUGAGCCGAGGAGAAAGCAACCCCGAAUCCACUAUAAGCAAACCUAUCCUGUCUGAAAGUCCUGUGAUGGUUGGUAGGAAGCCCGUGCUUUCUAGUAUUGGUCAUAAUAUGCCACAGGACCUCCGAAAAGAAAGGAGGCUGGAACAGAACCCGUAUAUGUUUCCAGAGAUGAAUUACAGAGGAAUCGCUGCACGCGAUAUGCACGAUCCACGAGAAAUGCGCGAUUUUGUCGAAGUUCAGGAUUUAUCUCGACGUCCUAUUGACUAUCAUGACAAAACUCAGAAAGCCUACAAAGGAGAUCCACGUGAUUUUCAACGGACUUUGGAUUCCCACUUGAGGCCCGAAGAAUCUCAAAGAAAAAUGGGUCUCCCUCCCCCUGCCCAUUCGCAUCAUACCACCACAUCCAACCUCCACCCAUCACAAGCAGACGAACCUAUGCAACUAAAGUCUCAUAAAACUCGAGUCAAGUCUCCUUCAAUGUAUCAUUCUGAACAGCCACAGGCAAUGUCACCUAUCAACCGACCCGGGCCGCCAACGUCUAGCUCUCCAUACAAUUCACAUGUAGGAGCUAUGGAAUUUCAAAACCGGAAUCAAAUCAUUCCUCGUAUACCACCUCCACCACCACUGAUCGCUACCAAAAACUCUCCAAAGCUCCCUAAAUCACCCCCAGUCAGUUCGCAUCUAGUUCCUCCUCCGACUGGAUCCAUCACUCAUGGGACACCUGUAAGUCAUGCUGUGACGUCAACAUCAGGUGGUACCCAUCCCAGCAACUCUGUCUUGGCACCACAUCGAAUAGACAUCAGCCACCGGCAGCAGACCCCACCUCAGGGAUCUAUAACAAGGGGAACUCCACGGAACAGAGAACCAGGGACUGGGAGGGGAACCCCUGUUGGCCAUGAAACCAGUAUACCCAGAGUUUCUCCAGUUAUGGAUCCCAUGCUGGGACGGGGAGGUAUGGUGUAUGAGCCGAGUAUGAGACAGGGGAUCCUCUAUGAACGACAACCUGUGUUUGAAAAACUCUCUGGCACACCAUUCUAUCCUUAUGUAUACCCGGAUUUGAAUUCUCCAAUUCGUACUUCCAGGCAAACAAUAAUGAGUGACUUUGUUACUGCUCAACAGAUGCCUCGGAGGGGGGCAACCCCUUCUGACAAAGAUGAGCGGCAGUCUCCGAGGGGUCGUGAAAGCACCCCAAAAAACUACAGUUCAAUACCUGAAAACCAAAGAAUGCCAUCUCCAGCAAUGUCACCAUACAUUUCCCCAUCACAUAGCAUAAUCUAUGUACCUCAUCAGUCUAGCAUGAACAAUUUAGUUCCUGAUCGCAUCAAUCGGAACUCUCCACUUCCAUCCCAAAAUACUCCGUCCCCGAGGGAGGACAAAGUCAUCACUCCUGUGUCCACUCCUUGGUCAAGCAAUCCAAAUAAAACUCAGCUGCCUGUCCACAGCUCAACAAAUGUUCCAAUAGAGCAGUCACGUUAUCCACAGUCUCCCCCUCGGCCUAGUAUUGUCAAGGGUACUGGCCGACAAAGGCCAGACAGUAGCGGACAUUUGCCUGACAGCACAACAAUGCCACCAGGGAAAGCUUCUUCCCCAAGGCCUGAAGGACACAUGUCACUCUAUCCUCAGCCCAUAAACUCUCAACCUAUCACAAUCUCUGGUGACCCACCACAUCGGGAAGGGCCAGUGAAAGAUCCAGAGAUCAUAUCCAAAGAACGGGAGAGGUAUGACAAAGAAUAUGAAAAAAUUGGUCUUGAUCAGAGACCAGUGCAUGAGUAUGGUCGGACGCUGAUGACCAAUAAGCCCGAGCUGGAAAACCUGCCUCAGCCACCACCCAGUCAUGAGCGGCCAAGCUAUUCCACUCCUUCAAGGCACGGGACACCAUCAGGCAUAAGAGAUCCAGACCAAAACCGACCGAUUCCUAUAGACUUAGAUCGAAGGCCAGAUUCAUCAAAAACUCCAGAUUCCCAGGAUUCUCAACGUUAUCGAGGUGGGGACUCAGAAAUAAUCCGGCCACACAGGUCACCAGCCAAUGGCGAUGCUUCCCCUAAUUUAUUGAAAUCCCUGAAAAAUGACAACAUUCCUUCAUCAAAUUCUGAUACAGAACGUGGCGGCGAUGAUGAUCAGCCACGGACUGUUACAGCUGCAUAUCUGAUAGAUGCCAUCAUCAUCAACCAGAUCCACAAAGGAAAUGAAGAAGGUCACAGUGAUCCAAAAUCUAGGGAUGAUUUAAAAGAAGCAGGGAGUCGAGCAUCUGAGUUAUGGCAGAAUGAGACUAGAGUGAUACAGUCACGUGAGCCUCCCUCUCGGGAUCAUGUGGUGCGAGAACUCACUCAAAGGGAACUGUCAACUCGAGAUUUGCCACGAGAGCAACAAACUCGGGAGUCCUCCUCCCCAGCUGUCAUCAAUGUUGACCAAGCUGCUUCACCCACAUUCACAAAGCGGAAAGGUUAUUGUAAAUAUCAACAAGAGAAAGAAGACAGUGCAGAAAAACCUCUCCUCUAUCCUUCUCCACACCCCUCUCCUGGGCCACAAAAUAUUGGGCCCAAUUCUGGAGGGUCGAGUGGAGGUGGCAGCAGUAGUAGUGGUGGUGGUAGCAGUAGCAGCAGUAGUAGCAGCAGUGGAGGUGGUGGCAGUAGUGGUGGAGGAGGAAGUAGUGGGGGCAGCAGUGGUGCUGGUGGUGGUGGUGGUGGUGGCAGUAAUGGAAGUGGAAGUGGUAACCACACUCCACAACCCCAUCAGGGUCCUUCUACUCAGUCAGCUAGCACUACAGGUGGGGCUGGUAGUGGGAGUGCCAGUGGCACGCCUGGGGACAAAGACAAACCUGGCUCAGGCACAGGGAACUCCAAAUCUCCUGGCCCGCCAGGCUCCAACAAAGCCAUUACACUUGGUGAGCAUAUCGAUGCCAUUAUAACACAGGACUACAGUAACCGUAAACUGUUUUACCAAAAAGGUGGUGGACUUCUGAGUCAAAUCAAUGGAACUAGCAGCAAAUCUCCAUUUUCUGUCCACCCUUCUACAGCCCCGGCUGGCAGUUUACCUGCUAACAUGUCUGCUGUGAUCAAUAACGAGUAUGCUAUAUCGGGACCGAUGAAGUCACCAUUACACCAGCCCCCAAUUGGACAAGUGGCAGUAGAGCCUGGUUACUCGCAAGGAGGACCUGAGGUGAUGCGGAUACACUCUGGUUUCAGCCAGAGUGCACAUUCCCAGUCAGGUUAUAAUUGGAAACAAAAGAGAAUGCAACAACAUCAGGAGGCUGAGCUGCAACAACAACAGCAGCAGCAGGUGGCUACUUCCACAAGUCAACCUCCACCCCCACCACCGCCACCACCGCCACCUCCUCCACCUAUAGAAGCCAGCAUGGGUCAGAUUCCCAGAUUGCUUCAUUCUAACCCCAGCCCAGAAGAGUAUGAAAUUGUACAAGAAGACAUCAACUGGAUUCGUCCAGAACAGACCCAUUCACCACAAAAUCGAAUACCACAUGUUGGUGGUAUUAAAAUUGAGCCAAUCUCGCCACCAGGGCCUUCAGUGUCUGAAAGCAAUGAGGCUAUGUCAUCCAAAAUAUCCCCAUCACGUUCUCCCAGGGCACGGCCAACGCCAGUAGUUGCCCUCCAUCAACAAAUUUCAAGUCUCCUCUCUAGGCCUAAAAUUGGCUACCAAGCUGACAGUAGUGGUCUGGCCUCGGCACCACCACCACAACCACCAUCACCACCACCACCACCACCACCACCCCGCUCUGAAAGCCCUGCAGCUAGUGGUAGUGGGGGGAGCAAUAGUGGAAUCUGCUGCCCUCUGUUGUCUGACUCUGCAGUCUCCUCUUCUACCUCUACCACCUCCUCCUCUUCCUCCUUUUCCUUCUCCUCCUCCUCCUCCUCCUUGUCCUCAUCCUUGGAGUUGGCAGCAGCGACUGCUGCUACCCCCCCACAGAACAACACUAACAUUGAUGAGCCUAUAAGAACUGAUCCUUUUGGUGAGUUGCAGAAUCCACAUCAGCUGCGGCAGCCGGUGGUGGACAGUCGGACGACAACAGCAAGGACGAUGCUUCUGGACCCCCGACACCAGCCUCAACCGAUGCUGAGGCUUGAGGCAGAAGAGGCAAGCAAGAAGCAGCAGCCACAGCACUUGAGUCCAGCAAAAGAUGUUGGAAAGGCUAUUGGCAGCUCUUCGUCUGCUUCAACACAGUCGCCUUCGCAAGAAAUGGCUUCGGCUUCUGAACAACGGAAACAAUCUCGUUCAGAAUAUGACUUUCCCGACAGCCCUGACGAUGCAGAACCAAUAAGCAGGACUUCAACAAAGAGAUAUUUGUCUUUCUCAACUCCAGGAUUGAAAUGGAGUUCAUCCGACAACGCUCCAUCAGAUUCCCUCUCUGACUCUAAGAUGGCAAGCUCCACAAUGGACACCUCAUCAUCCACUGAUGUCUCUGGUAGUAGUCCAGUGGUCAGUAGAAGUUCUUUAGGCAGGGUUGACCAGCCAAGAUUAACACCCGUGGAGACCCAUUCAAACCUUACACUUUUUUCUUCAGGUAAGGAAAAGAGUCUCUCAAGAGAGAACAGCUCCCGUGGUGGGAAGUGCAUUGCUACUAACAACAACAAUUGCAACAGUGUGUCCCCAAAUCCCAGCUGUGUCUCUACCAAUGAUGAUGAUGUAUGUAAUCUUCAAAGUAGGGCAGACAUGGUGACAACCGACAAAGCUUUGAAAACUGACUUUACUGAAGAUAUUGUUGCUGCUACGACUAUUACUAGUUCUUUCCAAUUAUAA